Molecule: messenger RNA, 1429 nt
Organism: Polistes dominula (European paper wasp)
Lineage: Eukaryota; Metazoa; Arthropoda; Insecta; Hymenoptera; Vespidae
Gene: bigmax
Product: helix-loop-helix-leucine zipper transcription factor bigmax
Biological process (GO): regulation of transcription by RNA polymerase II
Cellular component (GO): nucleus
Molecular function (GO): protein dimerization activity; RNA polymerase II cis-regulatory region sequence-specific DNA binding; DNA-binding transcription factor activity, RNA polymerase II-specific
Source: RefSeq, a predicted model, not a curated record
AAUAACGUGUCGCAUUGGUAAUCUUGAUUUGAUCACAAAGGAGGACAUUAGUUUCUCGUUUGAUUUCAGUCAGAGAUGGAGUUUAUUGAGAAUCCUUGUUGUUGCUAUAUACGCGUAUCGGAAAUAUUAAAAACGUUAUAAAAAACAUUGUAACAGAUUAAAGUAACGGGUUUUAUGUAAAUGUCUCUAUAUCGGUUUAAAAAUUAUCACAUAGAAUCUAUCGCACCGAGCUGAUGUCUCCACAUUAUUUUUCUCGAAUCACUUUGUCGAACAUAACCUAUGUGUAUACUGAUUUUUUAUUAUUUUUAUUGCAAUUGAUUUUUAAAGUGCGAGAAGAAAUACGGCUGCAUUAUGGCAAACACCUUGCACAAGGACGGAUACGACACACAAAAAUUAAUUAAGUGUGGAGGCAGCGGUGUUCUUGGACCAAAUGCUGAUAUGAAGUUAGAACCAUCUAGUCCUACGGAAAAGUAUACUUUCUCUCGUUGUAGUAGUACAGGCUCUGUAAAUACUGCAUCCUCGUCUGCUCAAAAUACAGACGAAGACAGUGAUAAUAAAAGUUCAACUAUAAGUUAUAAGGAAAGACGCAGGGAGGCUCAUACUCAAGCGGAACAAAAACGUAGAGAUGCCAUUAAGAAAGGAUAUGAUUCGCUUCAAAAUUUAGUGCCUACUUGUCAACACACCGAUUCAUCCGGUUACAAACUAUCCAAAGCUACCGUACUUCAAAAAUCUAUCGAUUAUAUACAGUUCUUGUUGCAGCAAAAAAAGAAGCAAGAAGAUGAGCGCAACGCAUUGAGAAAAGAAGUUGUCGCUCUGCGUAUUAUGCAAGCCAAUUAUGAGCAAAUUGUUAAAGCGCACCAAACGCAACCUGGUCACGCAGAAAUGCGUGUAUCGGAUGAGGAUAAAUUCCAAGUGUUUCAGGCGAUAAUGGAUCGUUUGUUUCAAAGUUUCAACACUAUCUCUGUUGCGAAUUUUGCGGAAUUGUCCGGCUGCGUGUUCAGUUGGUUAGAGGAACAUUGUAAGCCUCAGACUCUUCGCGAGGUAGUAAUUUCCGUUUUACAGCAGCUCAACAACCAAAUCAGCUAGUCGAAUGUAUCAUCGGAGUUAUCUCCAUCGCACAAUGUCCCUGUUUUAUCAACCUGUAUAUCUUUCAAAGGAUACUCAGACCGGUCGUCAAUGAAGUUACCAAAGGGGAUGAGAGAUGAAUGUCGUACAAGAAUUAAUGAUAAUAAUGAUAAUAAUAAAAACAAAAAGGACAAAUAUUCAAAAGAAAAAAAAAACAAAAGAAAAAAAAAUAUAUGUAUAUAUAUAAUGUAUAUGUAUAUACAGGUAGCUCAUAAUGAUCGCAAGAUGAAAAUAUAAAUAGAGAUUUAUUUUAUAUACGAUCAUAAAAGUAUAGAAGAGAUUAAGGACUAUUUUGUGAUUUAUG